Molecule: messenger RNA, 3433 nt
Organism: Ornithorhynchus anatinus (platypus)
Lineage: Eukaryota; Metazoa; Chordata; Mammalia; Monotremata; Ornithorhynchidae
Gene: HCN4
Product: hyperpolarization activated cyclic nucleotide gated potassium channel 4
Exons: 10
Coding region: 26-3433 (1135 amino acids)
Biological process (GO): transmembrane transport; potassium ion transport
Cellular component (GO): membrane
Molecular function (GO): voltage-gated potassium channel activity
Source: RefSeq, a predicted model, not a curated record
CAGCCCACCUCCUCCUCCUGGCGCCAUGGACAGGCUCCCUCCGUCCAUGCGCAAGAGGCUGUACAGCCUCCCCCAGCAAAUCGGACCCAAGGCUUCGAUCAUGGACGAUGAGGAGGGGGAGGAGGAGGAGGAGGAAGGCGACAAGGACACCCGGAGAAGAAGCAUCCGGCUGAAGCCCCUGCCCGCUCCCUCGGCGGGGGUCGGGGCCGGGGCCGGGGGCGACCCCCGGGCCGGUGACCCGGGCAUCAUGGAGACCGACGUGGGCCCUCGUGGGGCGGGCAAGUCCAGCACGAACGGAGACUGCCGGCGCUUCCGAGGCAGCCUGUCCUCCCUGGCCAGCCGCGGGGGCUGCUCCCACCUGCACGACUCGGCCGAGGAGAAGCGUCUCAUCGGGGAAGGGGACACGUCCCCCGGGGAGGACAAGACGCCCCCCGGGCUGGCCGCGGACCCCGAGCCGCCCCCCUCCUCCUCCUCCUCCUCUUCGUCCACCCCUUCCUCCGCCUCCUCCUCCACCACCUGCAUCAAGGUGGAAGGGGGGUCCGGCGCCGACCAGAUCGUCCCCGACGACGAGGCCAGGCUGGGCCAGGCCGGCUUCAUGCAGCGCCAGUUCGGGGCCAUGCUCCAGCCCGGGGUCAACAAAUUCUCCUUGAGGAUGUUCGGCAGCCAGAAGGCCGUGGAGCGAGAGCAGGAAAGGGUUAAGUCGGCCGGCUUUUGGAUCAUCCACCCCUACAGCGACUUCAGGUUUUACUGGGACCUGACGAUGCUGCUGCUGAUGGUGGGGAACCUGAUCAUCAUCCCCGUGGGCAUCACCUUUUUCAAGGAUGAGAACACCACACCCUGGAUCGUCUUCAACGUGGUCUCGGACACCUUCUUCCUCAUCGACUUAGUCCUCAACUUCCGGACGGGGAUUGUGGUGGAGGACAACACGGAGAUCAUCCUGGACCCCCAGAGGAUCAAAAUGAAAUACCUGAAGAGCUGGUUCGUGGUGGAUUUUAUCUCCUCCAUCCCCGUGGACUACAUCUUCCUCAUCGUGGAGACCCGCAUUGACUCGGAGGUGUACAAGACGGCCCGGGCUCUGCGCAUCGUCCGCUUCACCAAGAUCCUGAGCCUCCUGCGUCUCCUCCGCCUCUCCCGCCUCAUCCGCUACAUCCACCAGUGGGAGGAGAUCUUCCACAUGACCUACGACCUGGCCAGCGCGGUGGUGCGCAUUGUGAACCUCAUCGGCAUGAUGCUGCUGCUGUGUCACUGGGAUGGCUGCCUCCAGUUCCUGGUGCCCAUGCUGCAGGACUUCCCCGGGGACUGCUGGGUCUCCCUCAACCACAUGGUGAAUGACUCCUGGGGCAAGCAGUACUCCUAUGCUCUGUUCAAAGCCAUGAGCCACAUGCUGUGCAUUGGCUAUGGGAAGCAGGCCCCCUUGGGCAUGUCAGAUGUCUGGCUCACCAUGCUGAGUAUGAUCGUCGGUGCCACCUGCUAUGCCAUGUUCAUCGGCCACGCCACUGCCCUCAUCCAGUCCCUGGACUCCUCCCGGCGACAGUACCAAGAGAAGUACAAGCAGGUGGAGCAGUACAUGUCCUUCCACAAGCUGCCUGCCGACAUGCGCCAGCGCAUCCACGACUACUAUGAGCACCGCUACCAAGGCAAGAUGUUCGACGAGGAGAGCAUCCUGGGGGAGCUCAGCGAGCCACUGCGUGAGGAAAUCAUCAACUUUAACUGCCGGAAGUUGGUGGCCUCCAUGCCGCUCUUUGCCAACGCCGACCCCAACUUUGUGACCUCCAUGCUGACCAAGCUCCGGUUUGAGGUCUUCCAGCCGGGAGACUACAUCAUCCGCGAAGGCACCAUUGGCAAGAAGAUGUAUUUCAUCCAGCACGGGGUGGUCAGCGUCUUGACCAAAGGCAACAAAGAGACCAAGUUGGCUGAUGGCUCCUAUUUUGGGGAGAUCUGCCUGCUGACCCGGGGCCGGCGAACGGCCAGCGUCCGGGCUGACACCUACUGCCGCCUCUACUCCCUCUCAGUGGACAACUUCAACGAGGUGCUGGAGGAGUACCCCAUGAUGAGGAGGGCCUUUGAGACCGUGGCGCUGGACAGGCUGGACCGGAUUGGCAAGAAGAACUCCAUCCUCCUGCACAAGGUCCAGCACGACCUCAACUCGGGGGUCUUCAACUACCAGGAGAACGAGAUCAUCCAGCAGAUCGUGCAGCACGACCGGGAGAUGGCUCACUGCGCGCACAACGUGCAGGCCGCCGCCGCCGCCGCCGCCGCGGCCGCCGCCGCCGCCGCCGCCGCCGCGUCCAGCCCGACCCCGGUCAUCUGGACGCCGCUGAUCCAGGCCCCGCUGCAGGCCGCCGCCGCCACCACUUCGGUGGCCAUCGCCCUCACCCAUCACCCGCGGCUCCCCGCGGCCAUCUUCAGGCCCCCGGGGCCGCCAGGGGGGGGCGCUGCCGCGCCGGCGCCGGGCCCCAGCCAGACCCCGCGGCCCCUAAGGAGGCUGCAGUCGUGGCUGCCGUCGGGGGCCCCGUCGGCGCUGGGUUCCCCGGCCAGCGGCAGCCCGUCGCAGCUGCACACCCCCGGCGCCGACACGCCCUCGUCCUCGUCCUUCCACAUCCAGCAGCUGGCCGGCUUCUCCGCCCAGUUCCACCAGGCGGGCCCGGCCGGGUCCCCCUCGCCCCCGGGGCCCGCCCCGUCGCCCGGCGGCUUCGGCCAGGCGCAGGCGGCCCCGGACUCGCCGGGGGGGGCGCUGGCCCCGCUGCGGGCCGCGGCCCGCUCCCCGCCCCCGGGACCGCCGCUAGGGGGCGGGCUGGACCACCUCCUGGCCGCCGCCGGCUCCCCGCCGUCGGGGCGGAGCGCUCGGGGCCCGCCGGCGGCGGGGGCGACUCUGCCGGGGCCCCCGCGGGAGAGGCCGCCUUUCUCCUGCGCCUCCCCGCUGCCGCCGCCAGGGGGCGCCUCGCCCGGCUCCAGCCCGUCGGGGCUCAGCCCGGCCCGGACUCUGCCGUGCGCCCCGUCGGGGCCGCAGCCCAAGCCGCCCAAACCGCAGCCCGGCCCGGGCCCCCUCCUCGUCCUGGCCCCGGCCUCCGGCGCGCAGCCCCCGCAGCGGCGCAGCACCCCGCCCCCGGCGCUGCCCCCCGGCCGCCUGACCCGGGACCUCAAGCCCCUCUCCGCCUCGCAGCCGGUCCUGCCGCAGGACGCGGGGGCCGCGCCGCGCCGCGCCUCCCCGCGGGGCUCCGGGGACCCCCUGGCCGCCCUCCCCGGCGCCGGCGGGGGACUCGGACUCCCGGGCCGAGGCUGCGGCUCCCUCCCGCCGCCGGCGCCCAGGGCCCGGGGGGCUCUGCCCCGCCAGAUGUCCUCAGGUUCCCUGCCCCCCGGGCCCGCCCUGCCCAGGAAGGAGCCGUCGGGGGAGCCCGAGCCCGGCCGCUCCAAACUGCCCUCCAAUUUGUGA